AUGGCCAUCUCCUCACGCCUGGCGCUCUGGGAGCAGAAGGAAACCUCUGCUCCUGCAAAACAGAUCCGGGACGAGGACCGGGGGCCGCCGCCGGCCGCUCCCCCCCUGCUCCUGUCGGUCAUCCCCGGGGGGUUCAUCAAGCAGCUCGUGCGGGAGACUGAGAAGGAGGCCAAGGCGGCCAAGCUGAGGAAGGACAAGGCGAGUGGCAAGGAGGAGCCCGUGGCAGCGGACGGCGAGGCUGGAGCUGGGGUCACCGCAGCGGCUGGAGCAGAGGGGACCAAGGACGGGCAGGCGCUGCCCAACGGGCUGCAGGCAGAGGGGCCGGGGGCCAAGGGGGUGACGGCCCCCCCACGCAAGGAGCUGCCACCCGGGAAGGCUGCAUCAGGACCCAUCAGCAACAAAGCCCCAUCCCCAGCGCCCGGCCCGGCAGCGGCUGCCCCAAAGCCAGCAGAGACCCCUCAGCCAGAGGCAGCGAAGCCAUCGUGCCCCAAGAGGAGCCCCAAGGACCCCCAUCCGGGGGGCAGCCCCCCGCCUCUGACCCCCACACCAGCUUCCCCCAAACCAACAGAGACCCCUCGCCCUGAGGCUCCCAAAGCAGCAAAGCCAUUGUGCCCCAAGAAGAGCCCCAAGGACCCCCACCCAGCGGGCAGCCCCCUGCCUCUGACCCCCACAUCAGCUGCCCCAAAGCCAGCAGAGACCCCUCGCCCUGAGGCUCCCAAGGCAGCGAAGCCAUCCUGCUCUGAGAAGAGCCCCAAGGACCCCUGCCUGGGGGGCAGCCCCCAGUCUCCAGCCCCUGCACCCAGCAAGGGCCCCCAGUGCUCCAGCAAAGCCCCAGCAAAGGUGGGUGACACGGCCAAGAGCACAGUCCCUGAGAGCACCAAGAAGGAGAAGGGGGCACCCCUGAGCCGCGUGGAGCCUCCAGCCAGGGCAGGAGCCAAGAGGGAGCUGGGGCCGGCCAGGAGGGAGCCGGAGAAGAUGAAGAAAGAUGUUGGAGAUGGGAAGAAGGAGCCAAGGGAAAUCAAAAAGCCUGGAAAAACUGCAAACAAGUCAGAGGGGCCCAAGGAGGAGCCAGGACGGACCCAAGAGAAGUCAGAAGAUGUGGCAAAGGAGUUGGGAAAGGCAAAGGAAAAGCCGGGAGAGGGUAAAGAGGCACCAGGAGAGAGCAAAGAGACAGGCGAGAGCACGGACAAGGACCAGGCUCCCAGGGAUGUUUGGUACGAAGCAGAGAAGGUCUGGCUUGUCCAGGAGGAUGGAUUCACGCUCGCCACGCAGCUGAAGCCGGACGUGGGGACGCCGGAGCUGCCGGCGGGGAGGGUGCGGGUGCGCCGGGACGCGGACGGCAGCAUCACCGAGGUGGACGAGGACAGCGUGCAGCGGACCAACCCCCCCAGCCUGGACUUGGCCGAGGAUCUGGCCGCGCUCGUCAGCCUCAACUCGUGCAGCGCCAUGAACACGCUGCAGCAGCGCUACCGGGCCCGCCUGCCCUGCACCUUCGCCGGGCCCAGCCUGGUGGCCAUCCGGGACAGCGGCACCGGCGGCGGCCCCGCGGGCAGGGCACUCAAGGGGAAGCGGGACAUGCCACCGCACAUCUGCUCAGUGGCACAGCGAGCCUACAGGAACCUGCUGCUGCAGCGGCAGGACCAGGCCAUCGUGCCCCUGGGGCGCACUGGGGCUGGCAGGACCUCGUGCUGCCGGAAAGCUCUGGAGUUCCUGGUGGGCUCCGCGGGCAGCGUGGACGGCAGCGUCUCAGUGGAGAAGAUCCAGGCGAUGUUCACAGUGCUGGGAGCCUUUGGGUCAGUGACCACCAGCCACAGCAGCAGCUCCACGCGAUUCUCCAUGGUCCUGUCACUGGAUUUCGGUGCCACCGGCCAGAUAACCGCUGCUCACCUCCAGACCAUGCUGCUGGAACGGUGCCGUGUCGCCCAGCAGCCCACUGGAGAGAGCAGCUUCAACGUCUUCCCCCUGAUGCUGGCGGGGCUGGAUGCGGCGCAGAGGACAACGCUGCACUUGCACCAGGUGUCUGAGAACAAUUCCUUUGGGAUCAAGCCAUUCACGAAGCCCGAGGAGAAGCAGAAGGCCUCGGCAGCGUUCACCCAGCUCCAGGCAGCCAUGGGCACACUGGGCAUCACCGCGGAGGAGCAGGCGGCCGUGUGGCGCGUCUUAGCCGGCAUCUACCACCUGGGAGCUGCCGGCGCCUGCAAAGCGGGCAGGAAGCAGUUCAUGAGGUUCGAGUGUGCGAGCAGCGCGGCGGCGGCGCUGGGCUGCGACCUGGAGGAGCUCACCACAGCCACCUUCAAGCACCACCUCAAGCAGAUCCUGGCGCAGGUCACGGCGCGGGGCCGCCGGCUGCCCCCGGCAGAGGAGAGCCCGGCAGGGCCGAAGAUGACGGGUGUGGAGUGCGUGGAGGGGAUGGCUUCGGGUCUCUAUGAGGAGCUCUUUGGCGCAAUUGUUUCGCUAAUCAACAGGUCUUUCUCGUCCCCGCACCUCUCCGUGGCCUCCAUUGCCGUGGUGGACACCCCCGGCUUCCACAACCCCCGGCACCAGCGCCACGAGCGAGCAGCGACCUUCGAGGAGCUCUGCCACAACUACGUGCACGAGCGGCUCCAGGCGCUCUUCUACGAGAAAACCUUCAUUUCGGAGAUGGAGAGGUACAGAGAGGAAAAUGUUGAGGUGUCUUUUGAUCUUCCAGAGCGCUCUCCACUGGACACGCUGUCCAUCAUCGACCUGAGCUCCUCACAGCCGCAGGCGCUGCCGGGCAGCCCGGGAUCCGACCGCAGGGGACUGCUGUGGAUCCUGGACGAGGAGGCGCUGACCCCCGGCUCCGGGGAUGGCACCGCCUUUGACCGCCUGUGCUCCUACUUCACAGCAAAGGGACCCGACCAGGAGGGGGACAGCCACAUGCGGAGGUGCGAGCAGGGGCUGCACUUUGAGAUCUCCCAUCAGCUGGGCACGGACCCCGUGCGCUACGACCUCACGGGCUGGGUCAGCAAAGCCAAGUUCAACCUCUCAGCACAGAACGCCAUCCAGGUGCUGCAGCAGUCCACCGUCGAGGCCGUGCGGGAGCUGGUGGUGCCGCGGCUGCGGGCGCCGCUGGGCUGCCGCGCCGUGGCGGGGCUGGAGGGCCGCUCGCAGGCAGCUCUGCACCGCAGCGCCUGCGUCAGGAAGACCUUCGCCAGCAGCUUCGCGGCUGUGAAGAAGCGGUCGGUGUGUGCUCAGCUCAAACUGCAGGCGGAUGCGCUCACGAACCUCCUCCGACGGUCCCAGCUGCACUUUGUUCACUGCCUGCUCCCGGAAGCGGGGCCCGAGGGGCCGGUGCCUCGUCCCCCCGCGCCGCCCGGCGCAGCCCCGCAGCUGGAUGUGCCGACCCUGCGGACACAGCUGGAGGGGACCCAGCUCCUGGAUGCCCUGCGCCUGCACCGCAUCGGGUAUGCGGAUCGCCUGCUCCUUACCCAGUUCCGAAGGCGCUUCCAGGUCUUGGCUCCGGAUGUCAUGAAGAAGCACAGCUCUGCCUACGAGGUGCCGAAUGAGAGCAAGGCCAUACAGGAGCUCUUCCAGGUGCUGGAUCUGGAGAAGAGCAGCGUUGCCAUUGGGCGCAGCCAGGUUUUCCUGAAGCCAGGAGUCAUCUCGCGACUGGAGAAGCAACGUGACAAGCUGAUAGCCCAGAAGAUGAUCCUGCUCCAGGCUGCGUGCAAGGGCUUCCUCAGCCGCCAGACGUUCAAGAGGUUGAAGAUCCAGCGCCUGGCCACCCGCUGCAUCCAGAAGAACCUGGUGGUGUUCCAGGCAGUCAGGCACUGGCCCUGGUGGCAGCUGCUGAGCCGUGUGCGGCCCCUGCUCAGCGUUAACCUCGCGGAGGAGCAGCUUCGGGCUAAAGAAGAGGAGCUGGCAGCGUUGAGAAGGAAGCUGGAAAAAUCUGAGCAGGAAUGCAGCGAGCUCAGGCAGGCUGCAGAGAAGCUGGAGAGCAAGAUCAUCGACCUGAACACGGAGCUGUUGGAUGAGCAGUACAAGGGCGAUGUCGCCUGCCAGGUCCUGGAUGGGGAGCGGGCAGAGAGGCUGCGGGGAGCCCGUGAGCUGCAGGAGCUGCAGAGCAAACAUGACCAAGUGCAGAAGAAACUGGAGUCAGUGGAAAAGCAGCUGGAGGAGGCCCAGCAGCUGGUUCAGUUGCGUGAGAUGAAGAUAAGUGGCUCUGGAGGAGAGGACGAGUGGCAAGUGCGCUUCGAGUGCGCGCAGACAGAGAUCUGCUUCCUGCAGAAGCGGCUGGUGCAGCUGGAGCAGCGCCUCGAGUCCGAGCGGGGCACCAGGGCCGGGCUGGAGCAGAAGCUCGGCGCGGCGCAGGCAGCGUGUGAGGCGGCCAAGAAGGCGUCGCAGCAGCUGCGGCGGCGGUGCCGGCGCCUGGCCUGCGAGCUGGAGGAUGCGCGGGUGCUCGCCGAGAGCCAGCAGAGCCGCAACCACGAGCUGGAGAAGAGGCAGAAGAAGUUUGACCUGCAGUUAGCCCAGGCCCUGGGGGAGUCCGCCUUUGAGAAGAGCCUCCGUGAGAAAGUGUCGCAGGAGAACACCAGCAUCCGCUGGGAGAUGGGCAAACUCCAGCAGAGCUUGAAGCAGAAGGAGGCAGAGGUGUCCGGCCUGGCACAGAAGGUGUCGGUGCUGGCCGGCCGGGUGGAGGAGCUCAGCACCCCCAGCGCCCUGGAUGCCCGGGCAGUGCCUGCGCUCCGGAAGCAGCUCUGGGACAUGGAGGCCAGCGCUGCUGAGCAGAGGAAGGAGCUGGAGCAGCAAACGGCUGCUGUUGAUCACCUGGAGCAGCAACACCAGUGGCUGGAGCUGGAGAUAGAGCGGAUGAAGCAGAUCCACCAGAAGGAGCUGGAGGACAAGGACGAGGAGCUGGAGGAUGUGCGGCAGUCCUGCCAGAGGAGGCUCCGGCAGCUGGAGAUGCAGCUGGAACACGAGCACGAGGAGAAGCAGAUGGUGCUGCAUGAGAAGCAGGACCUGGAAGGGCUCAUCAGCACCUUGUGCGAGCAGAUCGGCCACCGGGACUUCGAUGUGGAGAAGCGGCUGCGGCGGGACCUGCGCCGGACACGGGCUCUGCUGGCUGACGUGCAGCUGCUGGUGGCAGCGCCCGCGGAGCCUGGUGCCAGCGCUCAGGACAUGGAGAGGCUGCGCAGGCAGUUGGAAGAGAGCGAAGCAAAGUGCACAGAGGCCCAGAGGACCCAGCAGACAGCAGCCCAGCAGCUGGAGAACUUGCACAUGGAGCUGGAGACCCUGAGCAAAAGCAAGACCCUGGUGGACGAGCAGCUUAACCAGCUGCAGCAUGAGAGAGCCGACCUCCUCAAGCGCAUCGAUGUGGACCAGGAGGACCUGAACGAGCUCAUGGCAAAGCACAAGGCCCUGAUUGCCCAGUCGGCAGCAGAUAUCGCUCAGAUCCGGGAACUGCAGACGCAGGUGGAGGAUGUGAAGAAGGAAAAGCAGAUCCUUCAGGAGAAGCUGCAGGCAGCGCAGGCGAGAGCAGCGCGCAUGGAGCAGUGCCCGGCCGAGCGCUCCAUCGUCAGCCGGCAGGAAGCCCGGAUCCGUGACCUGGAGAGCCAGCUGGACUUCCAGGCCGUGCAGAUGAAGCGCUUUGAGGUGCUGGUGCUGCGCUUGCGAGACAGCAUCAUAAAGAUGGGUGAGGAGCUGGAGAAGGCAGCUGAGUCCGAGGCACGGGAGAAGGAGAACACCAGGUACUACCAGAAGAGGAUGGAGGAGAUGAAGGCUGACAUGGACGAGCUGGUGCAGAGGGAGCUGGAGUCCAGCCGCCGGCGCGUGGAGCUGGAGCAGCAGCUGGCGGAGCUGGCGGCGGUGCGGCAGGCCCUGCAGGCUGACCUGGGCACCGCCAUCCGCCGCAUCGCAAAUCUGCAGGCAGCCCUGGAGGAGCGGCGGUCCAGCGAUGACAGCGAUGCCGAGAGCGUGCAGAUGACGCAAGAAUCACUCUGCUCCAGGAGAGAGAUGGACGCCUGCUCCAGCACUGGCUCCACACUCGGUCUGGAGCCUGCAGAGAGCAUCAAGUCCUGGCCGGGUUCAUCCACGGGCUGGUCUUCCCCGGCAAGCGCCAGCGUGGCCGGGAGCGUUUCAGCGCAGUCCAUCGGCAGCCGCAGCACCCUGAGCCCGAGGCUGAGCAGAGACACCAAGGAACCCGCACCGAGCCGGCCGGCUUCUUCCCAGAGCGCUGCCAGGUCCGUGGAUGCUGCGGAUGUGGGAAGGAUGGCGAGUCCCCUGCUCGGGGCUAGAAGAUGGGAAUAUGGAAAACCUCUAGCAAAUGAAGAGGAGCUGGAGAGCCUCAGGAAGCCUGGGAGGCUCUCUCCAGGGGCAAUGCCAGUGCCCAGCUCAUCGGCCGCCCUCUCCGAGUAUGUGGAGGAGCUGCGGCGGCAGCGCGGAGUGGAGCGGGAGCCGGGGCACCCUGUGCUGGGUGACACCUCUCCCUUGCCCAUUUACCGCACCACGGGUGCCGCGGCCCUGCGGCGCUGCAGGGCUUUCCCCACAGCAGCGGAGGAUUCCCUGGGGAAGCUGGAUGGGAAUGAGCCAGGGGAAGAAGGGGAAGGAGCAGGCGCUGGCCUCGUGCGCUCCUGCAGCCUGCGGAGCAUGGCCUCGGAGCCGGCGCGCUCGCCGGCGCUGAAAAGAGCAUCCAAGUUCGGCUCCUACGACUCCCUCCUGCAGAGCCUGGACGGGUCCGGCCGCCGGCCGAGCUCUCCUGCUGCGGGGAUGGAGGUGCUGGGAACGUUGAGGCCGAGCUCCUGGAGGAGCUACCUGGAGCCGUCGCUGGAAGAUGUGGAGGUGGGAACGGGCUCUGCGGAGCUGCUGAGCCCACCCUCCAGCGACAGGCUGGAUGAGGGGAAGGGGAGUGACCCCUUCAGCUGGCGAAUCCCCACCCUCAACUACGAGCGCAGAACCAAUGUUGACUUCGAUGACUUCCUCCCGGCCAUUCGCAAGUCCCGCUCCACCAGCAGCCUGGCCAAGCCCGGGAGGGACAGAAGGGACGGACACCGGCCCCUCACCGUGCGCUUCGAGGACGAGGCCAUAGCAGGCACCUCGGCAUCCUCUGAGACAAAGGGCAUGGCCAAGCGCAGCCCAGCCCCACGGGAGGACCCCGGGAACCUCUCUGACGCCUCCUCAUCCUCUGGCUCCCACCAAUCCUCCCGGAGCAUCGACAGCAUCAAGCGCCGGCCGCAGCCGCAGAGAGGGGAUGGAGAGGGAUGCAGCAGCAAAGCCAGCACCCAGAGCAGCGGGGCAAGCCGCCGGGCAGAGGCAGAAGGGAAGGAAGAUGAUGUCAACAGCAUCAUGAGGAAGUACCUGGGAAAAGACUAAGGAAGCACAAUUUGCAUAAUGAAACAUCCCACUUGCUCCAGACUUGGUUUCAAGAAGCUGCAACGGCCUUGGUGCUGCACUGAGCGAGGGGCUGUGACCCAGCAAAGUGCUUCCCUGCUCCUUUGGAAGAGCCCCGGUAGGAAACACAUCACUUACACAGAGACUGGAAAUCAUGGGAUGCUUUUACAGAUUACAAGACUUUUUUGGGGUUUAGACAUGGUUUCUUUCUGCUCCUGCCCCAUUCCCCAUCACCACUGCUUUGCUCAGGGCCAGCCGCGGGGACAAAGGACUUUCUUGUUCUCCUGCAGUUAUUUGACUCAGGAGUUGGUGCUGUCGUUGAGGCCCAGCGGCUGCCAUAGAUGCCUGAUAACAUGCUGGGGGAAGGCCCCGCUCUAGAGCUGGAGAAACACCAAAGCCCCUCCUUUGUAACCCAGGAGGAAUCAUCCCAUGUAGCACUGAUCAGAAACCAGCAGAAGGAUGCAUUUGGUUCUUGGUGUGACACCCACCAAGCUCUGGAGCUUUAAUAAUUCCAUAGAUAUUUGAAGACAGAUCCACAGGUGCUUUCACAGCUCCUGCCUCUCUGGGGCACCUGGGCACACACCACUGGGCUGCGGGGGCUGCAGGCAGGUGGCAGUGGGAGGCUGUCUUCAGAUGUCUGCUUGGGUUUUACACAA
Strigops habroptila (Kakapo) is the source of this 8003-nucleotide messenger RNA. RefSeq names its product myosin XVIIIB (gene MYO18B). Gene Ontology annotation, molecular function: protein binding; ATP binding; cytoskeletal motor activity. The transcript is spliced from 43 exons. Gene Ontology annotation, cellular component: myosin complex. The record is from RefSeq and is a predicted model, not a curated record. Bases 1 to 7329 code for a protein of 2442 amino acids. Lineage: Eukaryota; Metazoa; Chordata; Aves; Psittaciformes; Psittacidae.